CCUUCCGAGGGCGCAAUGACCGGGAGACCCGGAGAGGGGCGCGGCCGCGGCGGCCAGGGCCUUCCCGGGGCGAGUCCAGAGGCCGGCCUGCCGCGCGCGGGGAGGAUGCUGGAGGUGCUGGUGCUGAAGGUUGAAGAUCCAGGAUGCUUCUGGGUGGUUAUAAAAGGGUGUGGUCCCUCUUCAGACCAUGAAGCUGACUACCGCAAACUAAACAGUGCCAUGAAUGACUUCUAUAAUAGCAUGUGUCAAGAUAUAGAAAUAAAACCAUUAAUGUUGGAAGAAGGUCAGGUUUGUGUGGUUUAUUGUCAGGAGCUAAGGGGCUGGUGCAGGGCUAUUAUUAAGUCAAUUAUGUCUUCAGCCGACCACUGCCUGGCAGAAUGUUUCCUUGUGGAUUUUGCCAAGCACAUUCCAGUGAAAUCUAAAAACAUCCGAGUUGCAGUAGAAACUUUUAUGCAGCUUCCCUACAGAGCAAAAAAAUUCAGACUGUAUUGCACAAAGCCUGUUACAUUACACAUUGACUUCUGUGAAGACAGUGCGGAAAUUGUACCUGCCAAGAAGUGGGACAGUGCAGCUAUUCAGCACUUUCAGAACAUUCUAAAAGCAACAACCCAGGUGGAAGCCAAAGUAUGUGCUGUGGAAGAAGAUACUUUUGAGGUUUACCUUUAUGUAACUAUAAAAAAUGAAAAAGUCUGUGUUAAUGAUGAUCUGGUUGCAAAGAACUUCGCUUGUUAUAUAUCACCCAAGGAGGAUAAAAACCUUGAUUCUUCAGAGAACCCAAGAUUGAAUAUAAAGUCAGCAUCCUUUUCCAAUAAACUUAAUCCGGCGCUUACUCUUUGGCCAAUGUUUUUGCAAGGAAAAGAUUCUCAAGGAAUGAAAAAUGCACACGGAUUAGCAUUUCUGGUGCCGUCUCUCCAGCAUCCGUGGCCCAGGGGUGUUGUCAGGGACCUGGCGCCGACUGCCACCAUCCUGGAUAAAGCUAUAAAAUGUGAUAUGAAUUCAUUGAGAGCUUCACCUAAAACAAAAUCUGAAAAGAAACAACAGUGCAUCUCUUUAAAAGAUGUAAAUAAGUGUGUUGCCUCUUCAGUGUACUGGCCAGCAGAAAGGGGCAUGACCAUGUAUGCUGAACCAGAUAUGCCAGCAACAAGUGCUUUAUGUCAGAAGUCAAAUGAGAAACUGCUUAGAUUGGCUGAGAAGAAAGAAUAUAAUGAGAAGAAUGGCUGUGUGAAAUUGUUGCAGUUUUUAAAUCCUGAUCCCUUGAAAGCUGAUGGAAUCUCUGACCUGGAACAGUUGCAGAAGUUGAAGCUGGGCUCACCGCAGCCCUCCGUGAUGCUCCGGAAUAAGAUUGAGCCUUGCCGAUCCAUUGAUGUAUCCCCGCUUUCGGCAGACCUGAAAAAGGCUCUUCUAAGAAGUAAGUUUCCAGGACCUAGCCACACUGAAUCUUACUCUUGGCCUCCAAUAGCUCGUGGGUGUGAUGUGGUAGUUAUUUCUCAUUGUGGGAAAGACCCUUUCCUGUACCUUCCACCAGUGCUCACCAUUUUGCAAACAGGGGGCUGCUACAAGUCAUUACCAAGUAGAAAUGGACCUCUGGCAGUCAUCGUGUGCCCUGGGUGGAAAAAGGCCCAGUUUAUCUUUGAAUUAUUGGGAGACUAUACCAUGCCCUCCAGGUCUCUUCAUCCUGUGUUAUUAACAAUUGGUCUCCACAAAGAUGAAGCCAAAAAUGUGAAGCUCCCAAAGGGGUGUGACAUAAUUGUUACAACACCAGAUAGCCUCCUGAGACUUCUCAAAUAUCAAAGUUUAUUAUUUCUUAGACUCUGUCACCUAAUUUUGGAUGAAGUGGAAGUAUUAUUCUUUGAAGCUAAUGAACAAAUGUUUGCUAUAUUAGAUAACUUCAAAAAAAAUACUGAAGUUGAAGAAAGAGAAUCUGCACCACAUCAGAUUGUUGCAGUUGGAGUUCACUGGAGCAAACACAUAGAGCAUUUGGUCCAGGAGUUUAUGAGUGACCCCUACGUUGUGAUCACGGCCAUGGAAGAGGCUGCUCUCUAUGGUGGUGUCCAGCAGGUAGUGCAUCUGUGCCUAGAAAGUGAAAUAACCUCUGCUUUACUCCAAACUCUUGAUUACGUUCCAAGUCAGGCUCAAAAGACCUUGAUCUUCACCUGUUCUGUAGCUGAAACAGAAAUAGUGUAUAAGGUAGUAAAAAGCAGUUCAAUGUUUUGUUUGAAAAUGCAUAAAGAAAUAGUUUUUAACUUAAAAAGUGUCUUAGAACAGUGGACCAAGAAGUUAAGUUCUGGUUCUCACCUUGUAUUAGUCUUAACUGAUGAUUGCGUCCCACUCUUGGCCAUCACUGAUGCCACAUGUGUGAUUCACUUCAGCUUUCCUUCCUCGCCAAAAAUUUUCGGUGGACGCCUAUGCUGCAUGUCUGAUCAUUUUCAGAGUUUAACCAAACAGGGUUCUCCUGAAGAACAGGGCAAUAAAAAAACCAAAUCUGUCUUGCUGCUGACGGACAGAAACGCACGCCAUGCUGUCAGCAUCCUGCGCUACCUGGAGCGAGCAGAUGCCACAAUUCCUUCGGAGCUGUAUGAGUUUACCGCAGGCGUUCUGGAAGCCAAAGAAAACAGAAAAGCCAAGCAGCCUCUUUGUCCAUGUCUUAAGGCUUUUGGUUUUUGCAAAGAUAAAAGGAUCUGUCCUGAUCGACACCGUAUUAACCCAGAAAUAGACAUGCCAGUGAGGUUAUCCAACCGAACUCUACCAGUGUCUGGAUAUAUUAAAAUAAUACCCUUUUAUAUUUCAAAUGCAACAAAUUACUUUGGUCGUAUUGUCGAUACACAUGUGGAUCUUUAUGCAACUCUUAAUGCCAAAAUGAAUGAGUAUUUUGAGGAUUCUGGUAAUAAAACAACUGUUGAAAAUGUGGCGAAAUUUGAAUUAUAUGGAUUGGCAGAAAAAACACUUUUUCACAGGGUCCAGGUGCUGGAGCUGAGCCAGAAGGAAGGCGCGUGGGCCCCGGAUGGCGUCCUUGUAAGGUUUAUAGACGAAGGCAGGACUGGACUUGUCACAACGGACCGGUUGCUGCGUCUCCCAGGGAAUUUCCACACCCUGCCCCCACAGGCUGUGGAGUUUAUUGUUUGCAGAGUGAAACCUGCAGACAAUGAAACUGAAUGGAAUCCAAAGGUUACUGGGUAUAUUCAUCAUAAAAUUAUUGGAAAACUUCAUGAUGCAAAAGUGAUACUGGCUCUAGGAAAUACACUUUGGAUUGAUCCAAUGGUACACAUUACAAAACUCCCAAAUUUGAAAACUUCUGUCAUUGACUAUAAUGUUCGAGCUGAAAUUUUGUCAAUGGGAAUGGGCAUUGAUAAUUCAGAACAUAUAGAACAACUGAAAAAAUUUUACGAAGGAGCUAAAAUGCCAAGUUUUGAGGAAAGCCCAAGCCAAACCCUGAUGCCGCCUUCCGCAGAUGAGGCCACAGGUCUGCAGAGCACGCCACGGGAGGGCAGGAGCCCGGACAGAGGUGCCGACCCCGAGUCACACUCAGAAGACCAGAAGCAUGAAACUUUGCCUGAAAACACUGGAGAUGCUUCUCUUAACAAAACUACAGAGCCUCUGAAAAGCUUCCACCCACAAAUAAAAUGGUUCCAAAAGGAAGAUGUAGUCAUAUUGAAGAUAAGCAUAAGGAAUGUAAAAGAUUAUAAAUGUAAAUAUUUUAGAGAUAGAGUUGUUUUCAGUGCCUGGGUGGGAGAGAAAUUUUACUUGGCUGAUAUGGAGCUGCACGCCAGUAUAACGAAAGAUAACUGCAAAUGCGUCCUUCAGAACGAUGAACCUGUAAUCACUCUUGCAAAAGAGAGAAGGGAAUCUUGGUGUCGCUUACUCAAACAGAAGAACCCUAAUGUGGCUUUUGAUUUUGAUCACUGGGAAGAAAGUGAUGAGGAUGGCCACUUCUCGGAGGGUAAGUGGGGUGCACUGCCUCCCUGGAGAAAGCCUGGGAGCCAUGGGGGUGGGUGUAAGCACCCAGCUGAUUGUAGGAAGGCAGCCUUUGUGGAAAUGGGUUGUUAAUGUAGAGCCUUAGGAAUUAGUUUUCUCCUUGUGGUUAAUCUUGGUGCUGUAUGUUCUGGUUUGAGGAGAUGUCAAUUCUUGGUUAUAAAUACACUUUCUUAUAAUACAAGGAUUAUAAUUAUUUAUAAGCAGGCAAAUUUCACCAAUUCAUUUCUGCCUAAAAUAAUGAAAAUAUAAAAUAAGUCACAAAAUAGAGCAAGAACCUGAGACUUUUCCUGCAUUGACCAAAAUAAUGAGGGGAAAGAUUUGCUAAUUAGUCUAUAAUUAACAUUUUAAAAUAAUAUCUAACUCUUUUAGUUGUAAAUUCUAAAAACCUGCCCCGCAAAGUGGCAGAGCUGGUUGAGAACAGUGACAAAACUUCGGAGGAUGACGAGAGUGACAGUGAAUGACAAUGUGAACUAAAUCCUGAGGAGCAGCCGGGAGACCAGACAAUAGGAGAUGUUGCUGUGUGAACGAAAGCUCAGAAAAGCAGAGUCACUGUCAACUUUUUUGCAUUUCAAGAAUAAAUAUGAAGUAUCAUCUUUCAGCACUGGGAUUGGUAAUGGUGAGAAAUUCUGAGCCCAUUUGAAAAAAGGCAGGGUGACUGUCGAGGACAGAGGAAGCCAGUCUAACACAGGCCUGGCUUCCACAGCCCAGCCCGACACACUCGAGGGACAGAGCACGCUGUGGCACUGGGGUGAUGAACUGCGCCCUUUGGAGUUA
Molecule: messenger RNA, 4746 nt
Organism: Manis pentadactyla (Chinese pangolin)
Lineage: Eukaryota; Metazoa; Chordata; Mammalia; Pholidota; Manidae
Gene: TDRD12
Product: tudor domain containing 12
Exons: 31
Coding region: 16-4044 (1342 amino acids)
Biological process (GO): germ-line stem cell division; transposable element silencing
Molecular function (GO): nucleic acid binding; ATP binding
Source: RefSeq, a predicted model, not a curated record